Messenger RNA from Aspergillus pseudonomiae, 704 nucleotides. RefSeq lists its product as uncharacterized. Bases 10 to 462 code for a protein of 150 amino acids. The record is from RefSeq and is a predicted model, not a curated record. Lineage: Eukaryota; Fungi; Ascomycota; Eurotiomycetes; Eurotiales; Aspergillaceae. The transcript has a single exon.
GGUAUCCUGAUGAUGUGGUCCUCUGAGAAGCAUAGCUUAAGUGAUUGUAGUCUCUUUCAUCCAGAAGGUGAUUUUAUCAACCAGGACCUGGAAUAUCAGCAGGUUACUAUACCCCUUGUGUCAGUCGGAUACGAGAAUCCAGAACAAAGCCCGAGACCAGCAGAUCUUAUCGCAUACAAUCGCUUCCCCAACCCCGACAAAGCAUCAUGCAGUCGACCUAGCCCGGAGCUUGCAAUAACCAAUGUCAACCCAACCCUGUUGACCACAUCGCGUCACCCUACCAACGUUCCGGGGCGCAAUGACACACAGGCAAUUUCCAACCCGCGGGUCCAUACCAGCUGUAGGACAGAUGUUCUAGAUCUACAAAAACGAAUUCAAAAAUCUCCAACGAUAAAUGGCGAUGGCACGUCUGCCCGUAAUAGAAAUCUCCGUAGGGGACAUAAAAUGAUUGAACGCAAGUAAGUGAUUGUCAGCUUCUAUUAGUUCGACCUCUCAUCUAACAUUAUAUGCUCUAGCACUGAACGCGAGCAUUCUAGCAAAUAUCGCUGCGAAUGGGCUGGGUGCAGAUAUACUGGUGUCUUCGGACGCAAGGAAGAUUUGAAGCGCCAUAUAUUCAAAAUUCAUGUUUCACCGCGCUCGUACGAAUGCCCUGUGGCGAACUGUCGGAGGGCUUUCAACCGGAACGAUAAUCUGCAGAGCCAUUU